Molecule: messenger RNA, 621 nt
Organism: Durusdinium trenchii
Lineage: Eukaryota; Dinophyceae; Suessiales; Symbiodiniaceae
Source: the annotation of a GenBank genome assembly
AUGGAGCUCACAGCAGAGGACUGCGCCUGGCGCGACGCGCGGCAUGGAGGGCGCCCAGUGAGGGAGUCCGAGUUCCUGUCUCAUGGAGCGAGUGCCUUGGAGGUGACGCAAGUGGGUAAAGAGACGGAAGACUUCCUGAGCAUGGAAUCCAUGAUCUGGCUGAAGAUGCAAUCAGAGAAUGGCUUCCGGAAGGUGGCAAGGCUUCUGGUCCACUGCAAACCUGGUGAUCAUAUGGACUUCAAAGUCAGCAUGUUUGACAAGAGUGACAUGGAGCAUGUGGGCGGUGAGCUGGGCGACCAUUUGAGCUUCUUCUCUUCCAAGCUCGCUGUGAAGACAAAGACUGAUGACAACUUUCAGGCGCCUGGAACGUGGGUCGGCCUGGGUGGCAGUGAAGCUGCGGCAGCAUAUUUGAACUCUAAGAUGCAAGCCACUGCGGCGUCCUUGAUCAGCACGACCUGCAGUGAAGCUGAAGAGCAAGAAGCAGAGAAGAUCUGCGGCAAACACCUUCAGAAGGAUGAUGGCAAUCACCCAGAGAUCUUUGGCGACUGUGUCUUUGAUAUUUGUCAUGGAGCUGGUGGGGAAGAAGUGGCGCAGAGCGCAAAAGCCUUCAUCGCAGCCUAG